AUGAAGACCGUCCAACUUGGUGGCACUGCGUCCGACGUGAAGGUUGCACAAAUUGCGCACGGCUUGAUGCACAUGACAUGGAAUCCACUACCCACUCCCGAUGAGCAAUGCUUCGAGGCCAUAAAGGCGGGAAUCGAUGCUCUCCCGGAGGGCACCAAAAUGGUCUUGAACAGCGCCGAAUUCUAUGGUGCGGGAAUGGGUACAGGGAAUCUCGAAAUGCUCUCCCGGUUCUUCGCCAAGUAUCCGCAAUAUGUAGACAAGACGUUCUUGAUGGUCAAAGGUGGAUUCAAUCCCAAAACCUUUGGUCCAGACAGCAGCCCCGACUUCCUCCGCAACAGCGUCGACAUUUGCCAGCGUGCUUUGGGGUCACAGAAGAAGAUCGACGCUUACCAACCAGCACGGGUCGACAGCCGCUUCCCUAUCGAAGACACGAUGAAGGUGUUAGUCGAGCUGAAGAACCAGGGCAAGUUCGGCCACAUCGGUUUGUCUGAGUGCAGCGCUGCGACGAUGCGCAAAGCCCAUGCGGUCCACCCACUCGUAGCGGUGGAGAUAGAAAUCAGCCUUUUCUCCUACGAAGAAGAGACCGGCAAGGUCAUCGCUGCAGCAAACGAACUUGGCGUUGCGGUGUUGGGAUAUUCGCCCCUGGGCCAAGGAGUCCUCGGUGGUUCGCUGAAGAGCAGCGCUGACCUGCCAACGGGCGAUCUGCGACACCAGCUGGCACGUUACAAGGAGGAAGAGCUGAAACACAAUCUCCUGAUCGUUGAAGAACUCACGGGCUUCGCGAAGACAAAGGGAAUUACUGUCGGCCAGCUUUGCAUUGCCUGGGUCGGCGCAUUAAGCCCCAGAAUUAUCCCACUGCCUGGCUCUUCGAAAGCCACUCGAACGCUAGAGAACCUCGCGGUGAGCAAGAUAGAGUUGAGCAAGGAGGACAUCCAGAAAAUCGAUGGCAUUGUAGCCAAGCACGGCGUCAAGGGUGCUCGAGGAUUUGGGGGGCCACCAGAGAAGUCCCAUCUCUGGGGUUGA
This is a messenger RNA of Mycena indigotica, 1023 nucleotides long. Its product is annotated as Aldo-ket-red domain-containing protein. NCBI's taxonomy places the organism in Eukaryota, Fungi, Basidiomycota, Agaricomycetes, Agaricales, Mycenaceae. The transcript is spliced from 7 exons. The record is from RefSeq and is a predicted model, not a curated record. The coding region runs from base 1 to 1023 and encodes 340 amino acids. Gene Ontology annotation, cellular component: cytoplasm.